GUCGCAUGCCGAUUCUUUGCCACGCAAUUCUUCCUCCCAACAACAUUCACAUCCAUGGAUCCAGCGACGGAAAAUGCGCCAGUCGCAGUAUUCAAGAAGCGAGGAGCCAAGGGCAAAGCCAACAUAAGAAAACGCCCAGCAACGCCGCCGCCAAACAGCGACAGCGACUACUCCUCGUCAGAAGAUGAAACCGGACAGAGAGUCAAGCGGCACAAGAAGAGCGCUGUUGUAACGGCCUCAUCUAAAGAUGCAGCAACAAUCUCAAAGGACCUGUCUGCAACAGCUCACACGGCAGACCGCAAUAUUCCCAUAUCCGACGCCAACGACGCGACAAAACAAAGCAACUGGUACGACGAAGACAGCAAGGAUGCAUUCUCAGCCAAGAAUCUCCUUGGAUCGACUCGAUCGAACCCAAGCGCACCCGAUGGCACAUACAAGGGCCUAGCAAACCAAACAUCAUUUAUCACAAAAAACCCAGACGCACCACAGCGGACUGUUGGACCGAUGAAGGCGCCAACCAACAUCCGAACAAUCACUGUGACGGAUUACUCCCCCGAUGUUUGCAAGGACUACAAGAAAACGGGCUUCUGUGGUUUUGGCGACAACUGCAAGUUCUUGCACGCCAGAGAAGACUUCAAGCAGGGAUGGCAGCUAGACAAGGAGUGGGAGAUUUCUACAAAGGGCAAACAUCAUCUUGGCGGCACCGUCGUUGCAAGCGCCAACCGCGACAAGGCGGCUGACGUUGACGAUGAAGAAGAAUAUGCCAUGCUAGAAAAGAUCCCAUUUGCAUGCAUUAUUUGCAAGGAGUCGUACAAGGAACCGGUUGUCACCAAGUGCGGCCACUACUUUUGCGAAGCCUGCGCUCUGAAGCGCUACCGCAAGGACCCUACAUGUGCGGCAUGCAGCGCAGGAACAAACGGCGUGUUUAACUCAGCAAAGAAGCUGAAGAAGCUACUGGAGAAGAAGCGGGAAAAGAAAGCCCAGAGACGCCAGGCAGCUAUUGACGCUGGCGAGGCCGUCAGUUCUGACGAGGAAAAGUAAGGGGAAUGCCAACCCGCGUAUAUCCCUUUUGUAUAUAUUUCUGUAAAAAUACGGUGAUGAUGAUGAUGAAGUAGAUAAAUAGCAUAGCGAUUUUAGAAGUAACAAAUAAGCAUAAAUUUUUAUCUACCUUUAGCGUUUAUCUGUACGCGCUCCGUGAUGAUGAGGCUGCCUAUUCAGCCUGACGCAACGCGGCCAAUCAUGGCGAGCCCCCCACCAUGCCACCCCGCCAUGUGAUCUCGGGCAACCGCCAGUGCAUGUCAUCCUCUUGCA
Molecule: messenger RNA, 1311 nt
Organism: [Torrubiella] hemipterigena
Lineage: Eukaryota; Fungi; Ascomycota; Sordariomycetes; Hypocreales; Clavicipitaceae
Source: the annotation of a GenBank genome assembly